Cyclocybe aegerita is the source of this 654-nucleotide messenger RNA. The record is from the annotation of a GenBank genome assembly. Lineage: Eukaryota; Fungi; Basidiomycota; Agaricomycetes; Agaricales; Hemipholiotaceae.
AUGAAAUUCCAAAAAUCUAUCAAGCCCCUCCUCAUCCUCGCAGUUGCACCGACUGCAAUCCUCGUUGCUGACGCACUCCCAAUCGGCUCGACUAUUGAGGAGAGGCAACUCCUCGGCCUACCAAUUAACCUCCCUCUCCCUGGCCUCCUCCCAGCACUCCCGGCGCUUCCGGCGCUUCCGGCACUCCCAGCACUUCCGGCACUCCCAGCACUUCCGGCACUCCCAGCGCUUCCAGCGCUCCCCAUUCUCCCUGGCAUACUGCCACGCGACGACACUUCAAUCCUCAAAUCAAUCCUCAGCGCCCCCCUCCCGAAUCUCCUCCACCCCAUUGGCGUUCUCAAGGCAGUUCCCAGUGCAGCUCUGCUGUCGCCGCCGCCGCCGCCCGUCUCUGUUGCACGCCUCCUCAUCCUCGCAGUUGCAUCGACUGCAAUCCUCGUUGCUGACGCGCUCCCGAUUGAGUCGACUAUCGAGGAGAGGCAAAUCAUCAGCCUACCGGAGUGGCCCGCCUGGCCCGCCUGGCCUGCGUGGCCUGCGUGGCCGGCAUGGCCGGCAUUCCCGGCGUAUCCGACGCUCCCUGCACUCCCUGCACUCCCUACACUCCCUACUUCCGCCCCCAUACUGCCACGCGAUGGCACUGCAGUCAUCACCAAAUAA